AUGAGCAAACCAAACAAGAAGAAGACUCGUCAAUACGCAGUGGAGUUUUUGAAGUUUGGAUUCAUUCCUGAUGAGCAUCAUGAGCGUAAACCGUUUUGCUUAUUAUGUAAUCAGACGAUGAGCAAUGAGUCAAUGAAGGCAGGUAGGCUGGAAGCGCACUUAAAGGUAAGACAUCCUAAUAAUUCUAAUUUAGAUUUGGAAUACUUCAAAUCAUUGAAAGAAAAAUUUAAAAACCGAACAAAACUCACUUCACUAUUUCAUGCAAAACAAGCGCCUCAUACUCGUGCCCUUGAAGCCAGCUACGAAAUCUCCUUGCUUAUAGCAAAACAUGGAAAGAAUCACACUAUUGGAGAGCAACUGAUUAAACCUGCUAUCUCAAUAUUCUUAAAAACUGUAUUACAAAAAGAUGAUGGAGAUAUCAGGACUAUGCCACUCAGUAAUAACACUGUCUCGAACAGAAUAGAUGAAAUGGGGCAAGAUGUUGAAAGCCAGCUCAUUGAGAAAUUAAAAUUGCGUAAGUUUUCAUUACAAAUGGACAAAUCCACAAUCCGGGACAGUGAGGCUCUGUUAUUGACUUAUGUGAGGUAUAUUGACCACGAGGAGUUUCAGGAAGAGAUGCUGUUCUGCGAAUCGUUUGAAACCACCACAACUGCAAAUGAUAUUUACAUCAAAAUCAAACAUUAUUUGGAUGCAAACAAAAUACCAAAGGAAAACUUACUGGCAUGUGUGGCAGACGGUGCACCUGCCAUGAUGGGCAAGAAUACGGGGUGCUUAAAAAUGAUGAAGGAUGAAAAUCCAAACAUGUUGACUGUCCAUUGUGUAAUACACCGAGAAAACUUGGUUGCCAAGAAAUUGUCCCCUGUUCUUAACAAGAUUCUUCAAAGUGUGAUUAAGUGUGUCAACAGCAUUAAAAGAAAUUCUAAAUCUGAACGUCUUUUUAAGCAGUUUUGUAUAAAUCAAAGUGCCGAACAUGUUCGAUUAUUGCUUCAUACAGAAGUAAGAUGGCUAUCAAGUGGAAACUGCUUAAAGAGGUUCAUGGAAUUAUUUGAUCAGAUUAACGACUUUCUUAGUGAUAAAUGUGAAAUGAAAUUGCUGUCAACAACGGAUGGAAAAGCAUUUGUCAGUUAUUUGACAGACAUAUUUGAGAAACUUGGAAACUUGAAUAAACAACUUCAAGGUGCAAACAUGACACUUAUUGAUGCAAAAGCAAAGAUUUUUGGAUUUAUUACAGCUCUCGAAUUAUGGAAAAAGAAAUUUUCCAAAAGAAAUUUCAGUGAACUUUACUGGUUGAGUAAAUGUGAAAUAACGAAUGAUGCUGGCAUUGUAAUUAUUGAUCAUUUAAAUAUCUUGAUAAAGGAUUUCAAUGACAGAUUUUGCGAUUUAAAGGCAAUGAAUUUUCCUUCUUGGUUAACUCAACCGCUUCUGAUUAACGUUUCUGAUGCUACAAUCCAAUACCAAGAAGAGUUAUCAGAAUUACAACAUGAUGAAUCAGUGAAGACUUUGUUUAAAUUGAAAGGUACAAAGAUGUGGCUAUAUGACGAGGUUGAAAGAAAAUAUCCUAAAAUUUCUACAUCAGCGAGAGAGCUACUGAUUCCUUUCCCUUCGUCUUAUUUGGUCGAAUGUGGUUUUAGUGCAGUUGAUAAUUUGCUCGAAGCCAAGAGAAACCGGCUUGAGAUUACAAAACGUGGCGAUUUACGACUGAAAUUAACAAAGUUGUCUCCUCAAAUUAAAAACUUGUGCUGUAUGCAUCAGGCACAGGGUUCUCACUAAAUUAGUCGAGCUGACCGUCAAAUAAUUGAACUGAAAAAACGUGUUUCUUUAUUCUUUAUAAAUUGACAUUUUUUAAAAACAUGAGAAAUCGUAAUAAUUUUAUCGAUUUAUUGGGUGUUAUGCACUUUCAGUGCCUGUUGUUUCAAUUCUCAAACUAUUUUUUUGUAUUUUGAAUACAAUUUUUUAAUUUUUGAUUUUUUUUCAAUUGUAAGUAGGCCCACAUGUACUUGUAAAUGUGAGUGGACAUGGGAAAAG
Messenger RNA from Octopus sinensis (East Asian common octopus), 2025 nucleotides. Its product is annotated as SCAN domain-containing protein 3-like. Lineage: Eukaryota; Metazoa; Mollusca; Cephalopoda; Octopoda; Octopodidae. The record is from RefSeq and is a predicted model, not a curated record. The coding region runs from base 1 to 1770 and encodes 589 amino acids. The transcript has 2 exons.